AUGGGCCGACCUCAGUUGUACAACUCAUCUGAAGAAAAGGCAAGAGCUGCUCGUAAAUAUAGACAGGCGUAUAAAGAAAGGAAUGCGAAAUCUAUAAACCAACAGCUAUUCGCAGUGAUCGGAAACUCAUCCCGCGAUUUCGCAGAAACUUUAUGCUGCGCACUGAUUCAGUGCGAGCAGUCUGAAGUGACGAACGGCCUCAUCGAUAUCCUCGCAGCGCUCGACAUAAUCGAGGAUCUAGAACUUGAGGCACACAAGGAUAUAAUUGCAUGGGUUAGGAUCGAUAUGGACGCCUUGGAUGAGGCGUACGAAAAGGGGGAGAUUUAUCACCAGUAUGCUAACAGUAUCUGCAUGAUUGAUUUGAUCCUCCAUUCUCUCUCAGCACAGAAACUUCUAUCCCUUUCUGGGUCUCGUAUCCGGGCCCUCAGGCUGCCAUUUAAUGGAUCCGCGAUGGACCAUCCACUGUCUGCACGAUCAUCAUGCUGCGUCCCCCCCUUCAUAAAACAGAGCAAGAAAAACUUGAAGCGAGUCAAGAGAGACGCCGACAUCGUUACGCAAAACGGCAGUUCAACUGACGUACAAAGACACAGAGACGGUAUAUUGAGUAGGCGACGAGAGCUUCGCCUCACAAAGCCAUCGCAGGAGGUGCAGGAGAUUCAAAUAGCACUGGCUGUAGCCUUUGGCUAUGAUGAAGAUCUAUCUGAGCCGGAGACGAGUGACGACGAGAAUGACACACUAUCACUAGAUCUCCCAUCGUGCCUGCUCGCUUUCAAAAACAUCAAGGACGAGAUGUUGGUGCUAAUUGGAGAACCCUGCGCAUUUACAGAGAGUCUCCUCCUUCAAUAUAUCAAAACCUUUCCGGAUGAAAUGCAUGGCGAGGGCGACACCUCAAUCAUUCAAAAUGCGAAAACCGAGGUCGAACACUUACUCCGCCGUGCAACUCGAGUGCAGGAUCAAAUCGUAAUUAUCUGUGGAGUCUCGACCGAGUCUUGUGCUACUGAAUCGGUCUCCCGGUUCUUAAGCACUACACUCGCUUAUAUAGAUGAUGUCCAGUAUUAUUUGGACAUUGAAGGAAUCACUGAGUUGACGGUUGCUCACUCGAUGGGAGAGCUUAUGUACCAGAAGGGUAUCCGUAUCUAA
Molecule: messenger RNA, 1140 nt
Organism: Suillus clintonianus
Lineage: Eukaryota; Fungi; Basidiomycota; Agaricomycetes; Boletales; Suillaceae
Exons: 7
Coding region: 1-1140 (379 amino acids)
Source: RefSeq, a predicted model, not a curated record